This is a messenger RNA of Pelmatolapia mariae (spotted tilapia), 6131 nucleotides long. It is a transcript of the gene cblb, whose product is annotated as Cbl proto-oncogene B, E3 ubiquitin protein ligase. The record is from RefSeq and is a predicted model, not a curated record. Gene Ontology annotation, molecular function: receptor tyrosine kinase binding; SH3 domain binding; calcium ion binding. Gene Ontology annotation, cellular component: plasma membrane; membrane raft. The transcript has 19 exons. Lineage: Eukaryota; Metazoa; Chordata; Actinopteri; Cichliformes; Cichlidae. Gene Ontology annotation, biological process: cell surface receptor signaling pathway; negative regulation of epidermal growth factor-activated receptor activity. The coding region runs from base 225 to 3152 and encodes 975 amino acids.
UGUGCCUCGCGUUUAUACAGCUCCUCCGGCUGCUCCUAGGGAGUUGCUCUUAUUUGACAAUUAUAAAUUUUGAUGAUUUAUAGUGAAAUAACAGAACUAUAUAGGCUGGAUACUUUUCAUGCCCAUUUUUUAGAGCUUUGGACUCUGGGAUAGUCCUUGUUUUUGUGUUGGAUGUGGACCGAAUUCAGUAGGGAUCCCAGCAGACAUUCCCCUGUGAUUUGGAAAUGGCAACUGCUCUCAGUAGUCGAUAUCCUGGUGGACGUGCACCAAAUAGAAGUAAGGGGCGAAUUUUAGGCAUCAUUGAUGCCAUCCAGGAUGCAGUGGGGCCACCCAAACAAGCAGUUGCUGACCGGAGGACUGUGGAAAAAACUUGGAAGCUCAUGGAUAAAGUUGUGCGGCUCUGCCAAAAUCCCAGACUCCAACUGAAAAACAGUCCACCAUACAUCCUGGAUAUUUUACCUGAUGCCUACCAACACCUGCGGGUCAUACUAGGCAAAUAUGAAGAGAACCAGAUGAUCAUACAGCUUAGUGAGAAUGAUUACUUUAAAAUCUACAUUGAUAGCCUUAUGAAGAAAUCCAAACGAGCUAUCAGGCUCUUCAAAGAGGGAAGAGAGAGGAUGUACGAGGAGCAGUCACAGGACAGGAGGAACCUGACCAAGCUGUCUCUGAUCUUCAGUCAUAUGCUGGCAGAAAUCAAAGCAAUCUUCCCUGGAGGACAGUUCCAAGGAGACACGUUCAGGAUUACCAAAGCUGAUGCUGCUGACUUCUGGAGGAGAUUUUUUGGUGAAAAGACAAUAGUGCCAUGGAAAGUCUUCCGUCAGUGCCUUCAUGACAUACAUCCCAUCAGCAGCGGUCUGGAGGCUAUGGCUCUCAAAUCCACCAUUGACCUCACCUGCAAUGACUACAUUUCUGUGUUCGAGUUUGACAUCUUCACACGCCUCUUCCAGCCUUGGGGAUCGAUUCUGAGGAACUGGAAUUUCCUAGCGGUGACACACCCUGGCUAUAUGGCCUUCCUUACUUAUGAUGAAGUCAAAGCUCGACUGCACAAGUACAUCAACAAGCCUGGCAGUUACAUCUUCAGACUGAGUUGUACACGUUUGGGCCAAUGGGCCAUUGGCUAUGUGACCACUGAUGGAAACAUACUGCAGACCAUUCCCAACAACAAACCGCUGUUCCAGGCUUUAAUCGAUGGCUACAAGGAGGGCUUCUACUUAUUCCCAGAUGGUCGCAGUUACAAUCCUGACCUCACUGGUUUAUGUGAGCCGACACCUCACGAUCACAUCAAAGUCACACAAGAGCAGUAUGAGCUGUACUGUGAAAUGGGCUCUACCUUUCAGCUUUGUAAGAUCUGUGCUGAGAAUGACAAAGACAUCAAGAUUGAACCAUGCGGUCACCUCAUGUGUACUUCGUGUCUUACUGCCUGGCAGGAAUCAGAUGGCCAAGGAUGCCCUUUCUGUCGCUGUGAGAUCAAAGGCACAGAGCCCAUUAUUGUGGAUCCCUUUGACCCACGAAAUGAGGGCUCCAAGUGCUUCUUCCUGGACCAACAAAGCUCCCCCUUGCUGGACCUGGAUGAUGAGGAAGACCGAGAAGACUGUCUUGUCAUGAAUGGACUGGCCAACAUCAGGAAGCAAUGUGGCGAGCAUCAGAAAUCGCCAAUGGUGUCGCCCAGUUCUUCACCUGUCAGCCAACACAGAAAAGCCCAUGGGGGAAACUCCAGCCAAUGUGUCCAGCACCUCAGCCUCCCACCUGUCCCACCACGACGUGACCUUAUCAACAAAGGUGCCAUUCGCUCCCCAUCUGCCAGUCCCACCUGCUCCCCCAAGUCUUCACCAGGCAGAUCUAGGAAGCAAGACAAGCCUCUUCCAGCCCCACCUCCUCCACAGAGGGACCCACCACCACCUCCUCCUCCCGAGCGUCCUCCUCCUGUCCCCCCUGAAUCACACCACUCUUCGCUCCCCAGUUCCUCGUACAUGUCCUCUUCUUCUACAGGCAUGCUGUCAGAAUUCCAAAUUUCCUCUGAGAGUUGGUGCUCCAAAGACAGCCAUUUGACAGAUGCACACAAGACUGGAGGGGAACACCAACUCCUGCUGGGACCCACUGUGCCUUGUCACUUGAACAGAAGACCACUCAGUUGUCCAUCUGCGGAAUUUGCGAGGUUACAUCAAAGGUUGGACGGGGCAGGAAAUUCAGAGAGCUCCAAGCCCUUCUGUAAUGGCGAGCAAGUCAGUGAUGAGUACGACAUCGUUCCCUCACGGCAGUUGCCAACUCAGUCCAAACUUUGUAGUAGCCACAAAUCCUCCAACCCUUUUUGCAGCCCUGUGUUAGAACAACAUCAAGGGGCAAUGGAAGGACCGGAGGGCAACUAUCACAUUCCUUCAUCCAGUCUGUGCCUGAGUCAGACUCCUGUCUGCAUCACUGUAGCAAGCAGGUCCUUGGAAAAUAGCCCUCCAGAGCUGUCCUUUGAGGAGGAGAGGCCCUGGUCCCUUGAGCCUGGUGGAUGUUCAGAAUCCAUCGGUGAGUUAGUCUCAGGGGCAGCACAUACUACCCUCUGCCCCUUCAACAUCCAAAAGACACCAUCUGACUAUGACUUUCUACUUCCCCAACCAGUAUUUGAAGACACCUUAAACAGCUGCCCUCCAUCCCAGCCUCCUCCUCCUCCUCCACCUGUGAGACACAGCUUUACUGAGCCGCCCUCAUCAUCCUCAUCCUGUAACUCUUCCAUAUCAUCCAACUCUGUUAUCACUCAACUACACAUGCCCCCCUCUGGACACGAGCAUGCCCUGUUAACUCCAGACUCAGUUUUUGGCAUGGUGAACAGUGCUGCUCCCUCGCAUCCAGCCAAAAGGCAAACGGACAAUGUGAAAAGCUCCAGAGACAUCCUGGAGUACAACCAUCCAGUAUCACUGGACUGUUUGCAGGCACCAGCGAGGCCACCCAAGCCAUAUCCCAGGAAGAGUCCUCCAGAAAUACAACCAGAAAAACCACACAGCCUGGAGCUGGAGAGUGAAGAUGCAAAGAUAGCCAAGCUGAUGGGCGAGGGUUUCGCUUUUGACGAUGUGAAGCGAGCACUGAUGAUUGCUCAGUACAAAGUGGAUGUGGCCCGAAGCAUCCUGCGAGAAUUUGCCUUAGUGGCCCCCAGACUCAACCUCUAGUCCUAACAGAUUGUGAAAGUGGAGCACAGCGAUGAGGCCGUGCCUCUAAAAAGGGCUUCUUUAUUCUCUUUGGUCUCAGAAUUUUAGGGAAAAAUGGUGAGGGAAAGAAACAGAAAUAUUUCAAGGGAGACUUAGUUUUUGUUGCCAAACAGAGAUGACAUGCACAACAAAGUGGCUAAAACCAAAUCACUGCAGAGCAUCAAAAAAGGGAAAGAUAUGGCUGUGAAUGAUUAAACCUGUGAAAAAAGAAGAGGCUUGUUAUGUUUACAGUGAACUUUGCCAGUGCUGGCCUCUGGUUUUAAUUCUUCUGUGUGUCUGGGUGCGUGGACCAGAUCAUGCUACUGCUGCUACUGUCCUUUCACAUUACUCAGAGCUGAAAGAUUCUUAUAAUAGCAAAACAGUUUCAGCUACACGUUGUCAGAGGGUCAGUUUUCAUAACCAGUGGGGUGAGCCUUUCUCCAAGAUGUUUCUUCUCUAGCUGCUUUCCACCCUCUCCUCUCUUUAGUGCCUUCUGUUUUACUUCCUCCUCCUCUUCCCGUAUGUGUUUUUCAGAAUACUCCAUUUUUUGCCCAGAGUUUGACAUAGUAAUUGUACUACGUGUAGAGGAAUAAAUACUUUAUUUGGACAAGAAAAGCAGAGGAGAAGCAUGGGAGGGCUAAUUUUGCUCCUCACUUCUGUUCCUACACCGGGGGGGUGUUUAUUAUUAUGUUUUUCAUCUUUGGGCAGCAAGCCUAGGAAUGUAUUUGUUCUCCAUAAGUGACCUUUACCUUUUUUCAUUCCCUCAGGCCUAGUUUUUUUCUUUAAGUGAUGGUGUGUUUAAUGUUUGUGGAUGUUUGAUUUGUCUGUGUCUAAAGCCAAGUUUAAAGAAAUGACAGGAACGGGUGCAGUUCCAUAAAACAUACAUAUCUGUUAGAUCUCAGAGAUGAGACGAUCCACAGCCACCUGUCUCCCAUCUCACACUGAAAAUGUUCACAUCCACACAUGAUGGAGGAAGCACUCUCAGCCUGAUUUUGAGAGAGUGUGACUUGAUAGCUUGCAUGUGAACACAAUGGAGAAGAACAAAAUACUGCAGAGGUUUCAAAACACAAGACCAGUUAUAUGCACGGUCAUUGUAAUCUUAAAAACCCUUACCUCACAAUAUGGCAUCUGCUACAGGAAAAACAGCAUAAAAACUUACCAAGUUUGUGAAGCACCAUGUGCUUCACAAACUGCUACAACAACUUCAAUGUUAAUCAACCAAAACAACGACAGGUUAAAGCCUAAACCAAGAAAAGACACAAUAGUGUCAUAAUAAAGAAACUUAUCAUGGGAUGUCCCUCGGCGCCCUGAGGCUAAGCAGUGUUUCAGGGUUUCUUUAUCACAAAGAAAAGUUUAAAGCCUAAUCUUGAAAGUGCAGUGCCUGUCUCCUGAAUCCAAACUGAAUGAUCUGCUGCCCAUUCUGUUUUUCAAAAGUUACAAUUUUAGCCAAAGACAUGGGGUUGCAUCUUAAAAGAUAUGUGGUGUAAAACUCAAAUCAAACAUCUUGUGCUACCUACUGUGGUGAUCCCUUUGUGAUAAGGGAGCAACUGAAGACAGCUUUUAUACUGAGUAUGCAGACCAUAAAAUCAAAAUUGUAUGGUCUGCAGUGACCUUUCCCUUCAGGGGGACUAAUUGAACCUAACAAUUACACAUAUUCACAGAAUCCAGUCAGGUGUUAAUAUUUGUUCCUUUAAUAUGUCAAAUAUCUGGAAUUCCAUAAUAAUUUCACCUCAUAAUUUGAGACUGUGAUAAAAAUUUACUUUCCAAAGUAAUUUUUGAGAUUUCCUGAACAAUUUCUUUGAAGAAAACAAGCUCUCAGGUGAUGUGACACGUUGUAAAUCGUUUAUCUAGGUGAUUUCUGUUUUUUAAGACCUAUUUUGAUAUUUUUCUGUAAUUGCUUUCAUGCAUUUGUCAAACCUGCGGAUUUGUUGAAAUCGUGUCUUAUCAUAUGAACAAUUUAUCCUUUGUUCUGAGUUUUUAAGUCAAUAAAUCAAGACUCCCUAUUACAAAAACAAACAACCGAGGUCAAAAAGUUGAACUGUCCUUAGAUUAAAUAGUAGAUAAACUGUCGUUUUUAUACGUUUAAACUUUGCUUGCAUGUUUGCUUACAUAACAUUCGCAGACAGCAUGCUGCCUAGAUUAAACUAGGUCCUAUUUUCCUGUUUUCACUUCCACAUUCCAAUUUUAUGGUCAUUCACUGUUAGACUAUCAAAAUAAUCUGAGUUGAUAAGUGAUAGUGUUUCAUUGUUUGUUUGUUUUUCACAGAGCCCACUCUGAUUGAGGCUUUUCAAAUGGAAAUAAAACAGUUCAGUCAAAACUUUGUUAUACCGUAUAUACAAGAAAAUGAUAUUCACAGAUCUACUAACACAGCUCACUGGCUUUGUGUGUUAGUCUUUAAAUGGUUCAGUUGUAUUUAUAGUGUGAGUGUGAUCCCCAGCAUGAAGGCCUUUUUUUUUUACUUGAGUAUUUAGUUCAUGUUUUGGAACAAGCCAAGGUUUUUAACAGGCUUCUCCAUGAUAAAGUUCAACAGAUUCACAUUUCUACCAGAUUAACAUGCAAAAAUGUGAAUGUGGCUCUACCCCAGCCUCGUUCAUGUAUUAAUGGAGACAGGGAGUUUACACAUAUCUGGAACCACAACACUGAUAUUCCACAUUCUGAUAUGCCAUUUAGUGGCAUUCCCCCUUAACUCGAUGGUUUACUUUUGCAGUGGUUCUUUUGUAUAGCAACCAUCUUUCCUAAGCUCAGUAUUGUCCAUUCUGUUUGGACACCCUUGUGAUGGGCUUAAAUAACCUUUGGUUGCAAAGGGCAAUUUUAAUGUUCUGAAUUCAUUUACAUAUUAAUGUGCUCUAGUGAAAGAAAUGUAUUGAUAAUAUGUCAUGCAUAAUGUGCAUUGUAUGUUUAUAUUUAUGUUAUUCAUGCUUUUUCUUGAUUGGUUGAUUUUUUUAAAUCAAUAAUAAACAG